This is a messenger RNA of Guyanagaster necrorhizus, 4876 nucleotides long. RefSeq names its product P-loop containing nucleoside triphosphate hydrolase protein. Gene Ontology annotation, cellular component: membrane. Gene Ontology annotation, molecular function: ATP hydrolysis activity; ATP binding; ABC-type transporter activity. The record is from RefSeq and is a predicted model, not a curated record. NCBI's taxonomy places the organism in Eukaryota, Fungi, Basidiomycota, Agaricomycetes, Agaricales, Physalacriaceae. Gene Ontology annotation, biological process: transmembrane transport. Bases 113 to 4537 code for a protein of 1474 amino acids. The transcript is spliced from 25 exons.
CUGCCUUAUCAGAUAAUCUUGGCAUCUUAUCAGAGAAUCCACCCGGAGGAAAUUUCUACAAACUCCCAACUUUCGCAGCAUAGUUAUCUUGCAGCACUCUUUUUCUGCCAUCAUGGAAGAGAUAUGCGCUGAAGACUCCUUUGGACCUGCUUCACCAUGCAGGCACAUGGAUCUUACGCUGGGCUUCCAGUUCAGAUUCAUGUCGAUCCUUCCUGCAGCAAUAUUCAUCUUCUGUGGUACAUUUCAUGCUGUCAGCCUCGUGCGAUCUCCUCAAGUUACUCGCCGCACAAUCGACCUCCUCUCGGCAGUGAAACUUGUUCUAGGCGCCAUCCUGGUGGCAGUCCUCGCAGCGACUCUUGCGUAUGUGCCACGAGAUGGCUGGGGAAAAUGGGCUACAGUUGGAUACGCGCUUGAACUCGUUGCGGCGGUGAGUGUGCAGAGCCCGGAAGAAUCUAAUCAACUUAUGUCAGCACAGAUUUGCCUGUCGGUUGUUUCCUACCUUCAUCACACUCGCUGCUUCGCUCCUAGCACUCUCAUUGGACUAUAUCUCUUUCUCUCUGUGCUCUUUGCCGCAACCCAGUUGCGAACGUAUGUUACCGCCGGAGUCCUUCAUGCAAAAUUCUUUGCGCUAUUUGUCGUGUCAUUUGUCGCGCGGACGUGUUACCUCGUCGUUGAGCUUGCUCAGAAGCGAAGAUUCCUGCGGGAAGCCAAUAAACCCACGGCCCUAGAAACAACCUCCUCGAUACUGUCAAGGCUCUUUUUCGUGUAUCUCUUUCCACUUCUCAUUGGAGGAUUCAAAAGAGCCUUCGACCUCGAUGACUUGGUCGCCUUCGGUCUUCCACCCAUCCUGUCUGGUGUACCGGCAAAUGCAGCACUGACCAAGGCCCUUUCCCGCUCAAAAGGCGCCGCUCGUACUCCGAUAUUCAUUCCUUCCAUGAGAGCGUUCCUUUCCCAAUUCCUCGCGCCAGUAGUGCCCAAAUGCAUUCUGAUAGCCACAACAUUUACGCAGCCAUUCCUUGUAGAGUCGAUGCUCGCUUUUGUAGACUCGUACACCAAUUCGAAUGGUGCGCGCGACGACCCGGCUCAUGGCUGGGGCUUAGUUGGUGCAUAUGCCAUCGUAUACCUUGCCAUAGCAUCAUCCACUGCCGUUUACUGGGAUAAGGUGUACACAAUGGUCGUCCGAUAUCGCGCAGCUUUAGUCGGCGUCAUAUUUGACAAGUCAAUGCGACUUUCGGCCUCGGUAGCAGAAAGUGAGGGUCGUGGUACUGCGGUAACCUACAUGUCCGUCGAUGUCGAGCGUGUAUGCGAAGGAAUUGCGUUCUUCCACGAACUAUGGAGUGCGUUUAUUUCAAUAGCAGUGGCAGCUGUUAUUUUAUGGUUCAAGGCUUCUUUUGCGAUGAUUCCACCCAUCGUGAUUAUGGUCGGAUUCUUCGUCAUCACAAGCCAUAUCGGAAACCACGUCGCUAAAGCUCAAAAACGUUGGAUGGGAAGCACUCAGGAUAGGCUAAAGGUUCUGACAUCAGUCAUGUCGCAAAUUAUUCCAGUAAAACUUCUUGCCGUCGAACCAACGAUGCCAAAGUGGAUUGAACCUGUCAGAAUCAGAGAAAUAGGCUUUCUCAAGACAUUUUAUGCACGCCUUGUCAUCGUAGGCGUCUUAUCAUCUGCGACGAUCAAUUUCGCCGGCAUCGCCGCUUUAGGGACCUUCGUUGGAAUAAAGUCGGAGGAUCUUUAUCCAGAAACCCUAUUCACUAUAUUGACUGUGGUUAAUCUUGUUACUUUGCCAAUCAGCACUGUUGGUAACUGCUUCCCGCUUUUACUCGCAUCAUUUGCCAGCAUGAAACGAAUAGCCGUAUUUUUGUCACUCCCUGAAAAGACUAGUCUCACCGAGCAAGACAUCUUGUCAGAAUCAAACUUCACAGAUGAUGAAAAAAGCGACCUCAAACGUCAGAGUGAUAUUUCUCUCAACGCCUACGGUGCUUCCCGAAUGAUGCUGUCGCACGCAACGAUUGCUGCAGGAAAGGAUGGAAAGGCCUUGAUAUCAGACUGCAAUAUAUCAUUCGAUAUCAACAGCUUGAGCAUGGUCGUAGGACCUGUCGGUGCCGGAAAAUCGAUUCUCCUCAAAACUCUUCUUGGAGAGACAUAUUUCAUAGAAGGCGCAGGCUCCAGCGUUCUACCCCAAGGCCGGAUAGCAUAUGCACCUCAAGAGGCAUUUGUAUGGCCCACGACUGUGCGUUCGAACAUUGUUCUGGACAACGAAUUCAAUCCACAGUGGUAUGAGACGGUGGUGGAUGCUUGCGCGCUACGCCCUGAUUUGGCGCGUAUGGCUAAUGGUGAUAUGACCGAGAUAUCUCCUGGUUCCAUUAGCGGUGGACAAAAGCAGCGCGUAUCCUUAGCAAGAGCUGUGUACGCCAAAUGUGAUAUCACUCUUCUCGAUGAUUGUUUCUCGGCUCUGGAUUCCCACACAGCGGUUUCUGUAUUCACACGGCUGCUCGGUGAAGAUGGCUUGUUGCGGGGAAAGGGGAAGACAGUCGUGCUCGUCACGCACAAUCUGCAACACCUCGCAUCGGCCGACCAUAUAGUCAUUCUUGACUCUGGUGCGCUCGUGGCGGAGGGCAGACUUUCCGAACUACAUGACAGAGACCUUGAUGUUGCUCAAUACAUCGGACAGCAAAAGGUCGAAGACGAGGAGGCGGAAGUCAAGGAAGAAGCAAAGGCUAGCAAUGUACCCACUAAAGAGCAAGAGGUCAAAAAGCCAAGCCAAACAGCCGAAAGAAAGGUUGAUGAAGAAGAGAAGGGUGUUCGUGGUUCAACAUCCUGGGGGACAUAUGGAUUCUACAUGAAAGCAUGCGGCUGGAAUAGGCUAGCACUCUGCUUGACGUGUCUUAUAAUCUACACAGCGAUGCAGAUUGGCUUGCAGAUCCUACUCAAAGAGUGGUCCGAGAGUAAUACCACUUCGCACGGGCCCUGGCUUGGAGGCUAUGCCGCGUUUGCCGUAACUUGCUUCUUGACAUCAUUCAUGACCAUGUGGAUGUACACUCAAGUUACGGUGCCCCGCGCCUCCUUGAUCAUUCACGCUCAGCAAUUGUCAGCCGUGCUCGCUGCUCCAGUCACAUACUUCCAACGCACACCUUUGGCGAAGUUGCAGAACCGAUGGUCAAGUGAUAUGUUCAUAGCCGACUUCGCCUUUCCAAGGGCUCUACAGGACUUUACUUUCACCGCCGUUUACGUUGUGGGAGCUGUGAUCCUCAUUCUUAUUGCUGUACCUUGGCUCGCGAUAUCUGUCCCACUCUUAGGUGUUAUCUAUUGGGGUCUGCAGAAAGUAUAUCUGGCUACCUCAAGACAACUACAACGCUUGACGUUAAGCUCCAAAACGCCGCUGUACACCGCGUUUACCGUAACCUUGUCUGGCCUGAUAACGAUUCGGGCGUUCCGUUCGGAGAAGCUCUUCAAGGACAUGAGCAUAUACCAUCUCGAUCGUUCACAGGUUCCAAUGUAUUACCGUUACGCAGGAAUCCGAUUUUUACGCACUUCGUUGAACCUGCUCACGGCUUGUGUAGCCAUUGCCAUUGCGGGUCUUGCGGUUGGGUUGCGCGGCUCUACAUCCGGAGGUUACCUGGGUGUUGCGCUCUCCCAGCUAGUCAGCCUUGCGCAAAGUCUAAUCAACUUACUAUUGGCUUAUACCCGCGUUGAGAAUGGAAUCGUCUCAGUAGAACGGCUCUUCGAGUUGGACGGCCUUCAACCUGAAUCGUUCUCAGACGAAAGAAGACAGCCGCCUGGCUCUAAAUGGCCCGUUUUCGGUUCCAUCGAAUUCCGUGAUGUGGGUCUACGAUACGGAGAAAACCUGGAUCCUGUUCUUCAUAACAUUAGCUUUACAGUUCAGGGUGGCGAAAAGCUAGGUAUUUGUGGACGCACAGGGAGUGGUAAAAGCAGCACUGUUUUCGCUCUGCUCCAAGGGCUUGGCACUACGGGACUUUGCACCGGCCAGAUCUUCAUAGAUGGUAUUGACCUAGCGACCGUACCUAUUGAGAUGUUACGGUCGGCCAUCAGCACCGUCUCACAAGAUCCUUUCUUAUUGUAUGCAAAGAUGCGAGACAAUUUGACUCUUGGAUGUUCUAUGGAAGUGGAAGAUGAACAGAUAUGGGAAACCCUUGAGCUAGUCGGCAUGCGCAAGCUAGUCGAAGGUCUCGAAGGUCAACUCGAUGCUAUGGUCUCGGCUGAUGGGCUUCAAUUUUCCGCCGGAGAGCGUCAACUCCUCUGCAUAGCACGGGUUCUCUUGCAAAAGCGCAAAAUCGUGGUCUUUGAUGAGGCAUCUUCGAGUAUGGAUACUUCUACUGACCAGCGGCUGCUAUCUGUGUUACACAAUAGUUUGCGGGAAGCUACAGUCAUUUCCGUUGCCCAUCGCAUCUCUACUAUUGUCGAUUAUGAUAAAGUGAUGGUCCUUGAUAACGGCCGUGUCGUAGAGAUGGGGUCACCAAAAGAUUUACUGCAACGUCCUGAUUCACAUUUCUACGCGCUUCACAAAAACCAGGUUCUGUGAGAGACUGUACCCAAAGGUGGCGACAUGGAGACGUCGUUGCAUAAUAGACUACGAUUCUUAGAACAUACGAUUGGUGCGAGUUAAAUAGAUGAUUGAUGUUGGAGUUAACGAGGUAGGUGCACGGACAUGGUGAACGAGAAAGAUUUCAGAAGAGAACGGGCGCUAGAAUAGGACAUCGUAACGUUAAUCUCGGCAUUGUGGUUAAAAGCUAAGAUGUGCAGAAUGGUGCAUCAUACCCAAAAAGGAAAGAAAAUCAAAUAGGUAAGUGAAUGUGUUCGUAUUGUAAUAAUUCUACAUCUAACACUCCCCCUCGAAACAUAUAUGGUUCGCUUACAUGAC